Messenger RNA from Laccaria bicolor S238N-H82, 393 nucleotides. RefSeq lists its product as uncharacterized. The record is from RefSeq and is a predicted model, not a curated record. The coding region runs from base 1 to 393 and encodes 130 amino acids. NCBI's taxonomy places the organism in Eukaryota, Fungi, Basidiomycota, Agaricomycetes, Agaricales, Hydnangiaceae. The transcript has 2 exons.
AUGUGCACAACAGAGGAUGAUGGAGUAAUACCGAAAGCUUCUAUAGUCCUGACAGAUCCUAUUGAGCAAUACUUGCAAGAGUCCCAUGCUUUAAAAUCGAUUUAUCCAGUAAUUAAUAAGUUUGGUCAAGUAGAGAGCUUGUUGGAUGGUGGCUCACAAAUUGUAUCAAUGGAUGCGGAUGUUGCUAAGAAAUUAGCAGUCCCUUGGGAUCCUGAUAUAACCAUUCAAAUGCAAGGUGCGAAGAACUGUGGAAAAGACCCUUGUCUUGCCAAAAAUGUUCCAUUUAACUUUGGAGGAAUUAUGAUUUCCCUGCAAGUGCAUGUAAUACAGGACCCAGCCUAUAAGGUACUAUUGGGCAGGCCCUUUGACGUGUUAACAGGGAGCAUGUCAUAA